AUGUACGCCACGAAUCCAAACCCGGAUAUGGCAUCCACCCAAACCGACAUCGAAAAAGCCAAACUCGCCAGACGGCAAGCCGAGUAUGCGAUUCUGACGGAUGCAUUGAGGAGGGGCAUCCCUGCCAUCUACAUUCCGUUUCUGGUAGCUGCUGCGUCGGCGCCUCGCUCGGUUCCUGUUCAUUCUGCAGAUAUGUCUACACAUGCGCGCGGUGGUGUCGGUACCGGUACCGGUGUCGGAGGGUAUGCUCUUGAGGAGACAGAGUGA
Molecule: messenger RNA, 267 nt
Organism: Aspergillus pseudoviridinutans
Lineage: Eukaryota; Fungi; Ascomycota; Eurotiomycetes; Eurotiales; Aspergillaceae
Exons: 2
Coding region: 1-267 (88 amino acids)
Source: RefSeq, a predicted model, not a curated record